AUGCGGCUUCAAGCGGCCCUUUUCGUCGCGGCAUGCAUGUCGCCUGCUGCGGCCAUUUAUCACGAUGAGGUCAAUCAUAUUGACUUUCACCAUGCCCUCCUUGGUGCCCCCUCUCCCGACUCGACCUUCUUCCUAAAGCCCUCCUCCGCCUCAAAUGCCUCCCUCCUCUACACAAUCUCCGAUAAGUCCAUCCUGGGUGCUGUCAACCCUAGGGAUGGUGCAUUGCUCUGGCGCCAGAACCUCUCACGGGCUGGUUCUCCUGCCGGUGCUGGUAUCCUGCGCGGCUCUGAUGGAAAUAAUGCUGUCGUUGGUGCGGCCGGACAAUAUAUCUCUUCUUGGACAGCCCAAGAUGGCAAGUUGAUUUGGGAGAACCAGUUCCUGGAUGGUGUGGUAGCAGAUCUGGAGCUAUUGGAGCUGGAAGAGGCUGGUGCGACAUCUGGUGCCCGAGAUACCUUGGCCCUCAUUGGCGGCGAAGGUACCGGCGCUGUGAGGCGGUUGGAUGGUGCUUCUGGAAAGAUUAAGUGGGAACACAAGGAUGAGAGUGGUGAUGUUGCCUUCCAGGUCUCAUCUUCUCCGACAGACGUCUUCUACAUUUCGCUCCAAUCGGCUUCGAAGGGAUACAAGAUCAAGGUUACUGCGCUGGAUCCGGUGACUGGUCGGCAAACUCGCCAAUAUACCUUGAACUCGGAGACCGAUAUCCCAACCCCCGAUUCCGUCCUUUUCGUGGGCGCCAAUGUCGCUUCGCCCUUGAUCGCUUGGGCUGACAAGACACACAAGACCAUCAAGGUCAACGUCAUUGGCACAAAGCAGGUUCAAACAAUCAACAUCGAGAAUACUUCUGGCCACGAGAUCCGUCAGAUUACGAUUCACGCGCCCCACAAACUCAACUCCCUCCCCCACUUUUUGGUCCAUUACGUGACUGACAAUGGCGCAUGGGCGGAUGUCUAUCACGUUGACCUCAAGUCUUCUGCUAUUUCCAAAGCUUACCAGCUGCCCUAUAUUCAGGGGCAAUCCGUGGUGGCUACUAGCAGCAUUGAUGCCAACGUUUACUUCACCCGCAUUACUGACUCGGAGGCCGUCAUUGUCUCCUCUGCAUCCCACGGCAUUCUGGGCCGCUGGAAUUUGGAGGCUUCUUCCUCAGAGCCCGCAUUUUCUGCUAUUUCGGAGGUUAUUGCCAAGGGUAAGAAUGUCGCCGUCCGUGCUGCUGUUCUGCGCGAGGCUGGAGCUUGGGAGUUGAUUCGAAACGGUCAGACUGAAUGGACUCGCCAUGAAGCUUUGAUCGACGCUGUGGCUGCCACCUGGGUUGAGUCUGAGGUCCAGGAGAACCUGGUCCACGAGCUUGAAGUUGAAGGACACGAAAGUAUGGUUGGCGCAUACAUUCACCGCGUGAAGCGUCAUGCUCGUGACCUUCAACAUCUCCCAGAGUGGCUUAAGGAGCUUCCUCAGCGAAUCAUAAGCAGCAUUUUGACUGAUGAAGUCACAAACCUUGAUAGCUUCGGUGUGUCUAAGCCGGUCAUUGUUGCUACUAAGAGUGGUCGUCUGUACGCCUUGAACACCGGCAAGCAAGGCAGCGUUAUGUGGAACACCCAGGUGGAGAAGACCUCCGAGUGGGACGUGAAGUCGAUUGUGACUCGACCCGGUGAAGUGACAGUCUAUGUCGGCGAUGGAAGCUCUGUGUCUGUGAACGUCUCUACAGGAGAGGUCAUUUCGCGCUCUGUGCCCACAGGUGUGAAGCUCCAGGCGAUCAUUUCUCUUGAGAACCAAGAAACCAUUGGCAUCCAAGAAGAUGGAUCGCUGACUGGCGCAUUUACCGACGCCACCGGUUUCCUUGUGACCACAAGUGCCGAUGGACAUGUCCUUGGCUGGAGCGGACGUGAUAGUAAGUCACCUGUCUGGGAAUUUGUUCCACCAUCCGGACAGAAGGUUAUUUCCGCAACCUCUCGUCCUGCCCAUGACCCUGUUGCCUCGAUUGGCAAGGUUCUUGGAAACAGAUCUGUUUUGUACAAGUACCUCAACCCGAACCUCGCCCUGGUCACCGCAGUGAACGACAAAGACCACACUGCUGGUUUCUACCUACUGGACGGUGUAUCCGGAAAUGUACUGUAUGCAGCCAACCAAGCUGGCGUUGACCCAUCCCAGCCUAUCGCAUCGGUUAUGACCGAGAACUGGUUUGCAUACUCCUUCUUUGGUGAUGUUGUUGAUGAGUCUUCUGCCAAGGGCUACCAGCUUGUUGUUUCUGAGCUUUAUGAGUCGUCUGCCCCCAAUGACCGUGGUCCUCUGGAUUCCGCCGGAAACUAUUCUGCUGUUGACAGCCUUCCUCUGCCUCAUGUCAUUUCUCAGGCUUUCGUGAUUCCCGAGCCAAUCUCCCAAAUGGCUGUCACUCAGACUCGCCAGGGUAUCACGACUCGCCAGCUUCUCUGCGCUCUGCCCGAAUCGAACUCCAUCGUUGGCAUUCCCCGUCCAGUUUUGGACCCCCGCCGCCCGGUUGACCGAGACCCAACUACUGCCGAGGCAGAAGAGGGACUCUUCCGCUAUGCUCCUUUCCUUGAGUUUGAUGGCAAGUGGUACAUCACACACUCGCGAGAUGUCUCCGGUAUUAAGACCGUUCUCUCGCAACCUACUCUUCUGGAAAGUACCAGUCUCAUUUUCGCUUUUGGCGGUGAUAUUUUCGGAACUCGCGCCACUCCAAGCCAGGCUUUCGAUGUCCUUGGCAAGAGCUUCUCUAAAUUGCAGCUUGUCCUUACUGUGGUAGCCUGCGCAGUUGGUGUAACCUUUUUGGCCCCCAUGGCCCGCAAGAAGCAAGUCAACCUGUUGUGGAAGGCAACUUAA
Penicillium malachiteum is the source of this 2829-nucleotide messenger RNA. RefSeq lists its product as uncharacterized. Gene Ontology annotation, molecular function: protein binding. NCBI's taxonomy places the organism in Eukaryota, Fungi, Ascomycota, Eurotiomycetes, Eurotiales, Aspergillaceae. The record is from RefSeq and is a predicted model, not a curated record. Gene Ontology annotation, cellular component: EMC complex. The coding region runs from base 1 to 2829 and encodes 942 amino acids. The transcript is spliced from 3 exons. Gene Ontology annotation, biological process: protein folding in endoplasmic reticulum.